This is a messenger RNA of Corythoichthys intestinalis (scribbled pipefish), 1263 nucleotides long. It is a transcript of the gene hmgb2a, whose product is annotated as high mobility group box 2a. Bases 160 to 801 code for a protein of 213 amino acids. NCBI's taxonomy places the organism in Eukaryota, Metazoa, Chordata, Actinopteri, Syngnathiformes, Syngnathidae. Gene Ontology annotation, cellular component: nucleus. Gene Ontology annotation, molecular function: DNA binding, bending. The record is from RefSeq and is a predicted model, not a curated record. Gene Ontology annotation, biological process: regulation of transcription by RNA polymerase II. The transcript is spliced from 5 exons.
AGAUUCGACCUAUCCGCUGUUGGUAGGGGCGGAGCUCUACAAGUACUUCAAGGCAGUUAGUGUGGCGUCGCAGACCGUGACAAAACCGCUAGGCUUUGUAUCGUCUUCCUUCUUCAGUCAGCCGCCGAUUGUCCAAAUUGUAACAGAUAUAAAGCAGCUAUGACAAAGGAUCCAAACAAGCCCCGAGGCAAAACCUCAUCUUAUGCAUUUUUUGUGGCGACUUGCCGUGAGGAGCACAAAAAGAAGCACCCAGGAACCAGUGUGGGAUUUGCAGAGUUUUCCAAGAAAUGUUCUGAAAGAUGGAAGACUAUGUCUGGCAAGGAAAAGCAGAAGUUUGAGGAGAUGGCCAAGAAUGACAAGGUCCGGUAUGACAGAGAGAUGAAGUCGUACGUCCCUCCGAAAGGUGCCAAAAAGGGCAAGAAAAAGAAGGACCCCAACGCCCCAAAAAGGCCUCCCUCCGCCUUCUUUGUCUUCUGCUCGGAGCACCGACCCCGGAUCAAGGAGGAGAACCCCGGUAUCUCAAUUGGUGACAUUGCCAAGAAGCUUGGAGAGUUGUGGUCUACGCAGGGGGCUAAAGACAAGGCUCCAUAUGAGGCAAAAGCUGCCAAACUGAAGGAGAAAUAUGAGAAGGAUGUUGCUGCUUACAGAGCAACAGGCGGCUCAGGGAAGACUGACGCUGGCAAGAAAGGUGGCCCCGGCAGGCCAAAGAAAGCCCAACAGGUCGACGAUGAUGACGAUGACGACGAAGAGGAUGAAGAUGAUGACGAAGAGGAGGAGGAUGACGAUGAAGACGAUGAUUAAGCAAGCGGUUGUUAUGCAUUAAGCUCAGUUAUUUCAUUGUGUGGGUGUUCAAACCUUAUAGCCUGCUGUCCCUGUUGAUCGGCCUCUUUAGGUGGAUCAGACCUGUAUUCCUUGUCAAAUUCAGGGAUUUAGUUUAAUAUCCCCCCCCCAAGUUAGUCCCUUUAACGAUUUCUUUAGACCCUUGUUGCUCGAUUAAAAUGGUCAACUUUUGGUUUGUUGUGCCAGAUUGAAGGACUUAGCCUGUGUUACGGUCAGCGGACAGCAGUGUAUCAGCAAGGUUUUAAAGAAAUGUUUUGCUUUUCAAAGCACUGCUUAGGUUUGUUUAGUGGUGCUGUUUGUUCACUGUCAUUUUACUCAGACGUCUAGUUUGAAUUAAAUGGAAAAAAAAAAAUCUGCCGUUUUAAUAUUAAACAAUGUAGAACUGAGAAUUUUGUUUUGUAAUAAAAUUUUGUAUAUUGGUUA